AUGCGCGAAUUACGAACACGAACUGCCAAGGUCAUUGAAAAGGCUUCUACCAAGAAAGGUUCUAAUGGCAAAUCCUCCAAACGCAUUACACAAACCAUUACUGCAAAGGACGACGAUGUCACGACAUUCAAGGAGUUCCCCACAUCAAAAGAAGAACGUGCUACGUUUAUCAAUGUCAAAACCAAACGGAUCAUUACCCCUUUCCAAUACCAAGUCUAUGAUCUCUGUGCCCAGAUCCCUUGCGGUCAACUCUCCACUUACAAAGCCAUUAGUGAUGCCCUAAAAUCACACCCACGAGCAGUAGGUCAAGCGCUUCGUUUGAAUCCCUUUUGCCCAUUACCUGUUCCCUGUCAUCGAGUGAUCGCUUCGGAUUUGGCUAUUGGUGGAUUCAGUGGUGGAUGGGGUGAUUGUCAAUUCGUGGCAGACAAGAAAGCAAAAUUGGCCAAGGAAGGAUGUGUCUUUGACGAAUACUAUCAAUUCCAAUCAAACGCGGAUGGUAAAAAGGAGAUCUUUACCGACUUCCAAGUCUAA
Molecule: messenger RNA, 531 nt
Organism: Lichtheimia ornata
Lineage: Eukaryota; Fungi; Mucoromycota; Mucoromycetes; Mucorales; Lichtheimiaceae
Exons: 3
Coding region: 1-531 (176 amino acids)
Biological process (GO): DNA repair
Molecular function (GO): methylated-DNA-[protein]-cysteine S-methyltransferase activity
Source: RefSeq, a predicted model, not a curated record